AUGGCAGACCUGCUCUCCCUUCGACAAAUUACCGAGCUCAAAGAAACCUUCACCAUAUUCGACAUAGAUUGUGAUGGUAGCAUUACUAUCGACGAUUUGGAGCAAGCGUUCAGUUCCAUUGGCCACAAACUAUCGAAGAAGAAGCUGCAGUCAAUUUUACAUGAUGCCGACCUAGACUCCAACGGUGUGAUUGACUUCCCGGAGUUUCUCACGCUUGUUGCCACGAAGCUGAAUGACCCGGAGGAAAAGGAGCUUGAAAUGCGUCGCGCGUUUCGUAUGUAUGACCUGGGAAAUACCGGUUUCAUUUCUGUAUCCAAUCUGCGCUUUGUGAUGGGGCGCCUUGGCUGUUCUCUGACAGCAGAACAGGCGUUCGACAUGAUUAGCGAGGAGGAUACAGAUGGCGAUGGGAAGCUAAGCUUUGACGAUUUUCGGCGCGUUAUGACUGAGGGAUGGGGCGCAACGCAUUGA
This is a messenger RNA of Leishmania braziliensis MHOM/BR/75/M2904, 468 nucleotides long. RefSeq names its product putative calmodulin. Gene Ontology annotation, molecular function: enzyme regulator activity; calcium ion binding. Lineage: Eukaryota; Euglenozoa; Kinetoplastea; Trypanosomatida; Trypanosomatidae. The coding region runs from base 1 to 468 and encodes 155 amino acids. The transcript has a single exon. The record is from RefSeq and is a predicted model, not a curated record.